AUCUCGCUGGUAAAAGAUUUUUGAUAUAUUCCUGAACCACUUAAGAAUUCAUUCAUCAAAUAUAGCUGCAGCAAAUAACUAGUACAAAUCAUAUGCAACUUCCAUAUAUCCUCUUAUGUCAAUCACAUUAAAAACCCCAAAGCUAUUACAGUAAACUAUCAUUGCUGACAAGUUUUGGAAAGCAAAAAUUGAAAAUAUGCCUCUUUUGUCGCAUUUUUAUUGGAAGCGACUCAAUUGGACCCCUCAGCAGAGAUUCGGAAACCUUGCCCGCUUGUCUGACCAAACGUGUUAUCAAUGAUCACCAUUCCUGUGCCUUAAGCACUUGUCAUUGUUUCUGUGUACCACUGUACCCACGUAUGGUUUUGUGAAUUACAUGAACUGAAAGCAAAACUGAUUGGGCCGUGAUGUUUUGAAACCACUUAGCAUAUUUGAUGAUAUAACCAUGUACAAACUUAUAAACACCACUAAUCAUAUUUGAAGAGAUAAACCACAUAUGUUUGUUUUGAUUUCAGAACAAAACCAAGUAGCCAAACAUGUCCACCCUCAGCGGUCCCUUGCGACCCAACCAGCACAUGGUCUUGCAACCCACCAAUCCUAACAAUUUUAAAGCUACAAUUUCACUACUGUCUCAGGCAUUCUUAUAUAAACCAUUUCCAUUUGCAUUCGCAUCUUUAGCAUUUCAGUCUCUUGAAAUCUUUAUUCCCUCUUAUUUCUAAACACAACAACAUGAUCAGUGCUAAGAAACUCGUCAAGAUGGCAAGGAAGUGGCAGAAGUUUGCUGCCACGAGGACAAAGAGAAUUUCAUUUCACAGAAAUGUGGACACUGCAAGUAACUGUAGUACUUCAUUCGUGGCAGAUAAGGGACAUUUUGUUGUCUACAGCGCUGAUCAAAAGCGUUUCAUGAUUCCCCUAGCGUAUCUUAACAAGGAGAUCACGAGAGAGCUCUUCAAGUUGUCCAAAGCAGAGUUUGGGCUCCCAAGGGAUGGACCAAUUACAUUGCCAUGUUAUUCGAUUUUCAUGGAGUACAUAGUCUCAUUGAUUCAGCGUGGUGCAGUUAAAGAUCUAGAGAAGGCUUUACUUAUGUCAGUUGCUACCAGUCUCUGCUCAUCAUCAUUGUCAUCUUUCCACCAUGGAAAGACAAAGCAGAAAUUACUUGUGUAUUGAUUUAAUUGAAGUUCAGUGGCGUAAAUGAUCAGUGCAGUUCUAACUUGAUACAUAUUAUGAAAAAUUCCGAGGGUUUACCUUCAUUUCCAAUUUUUUAUUGUAGUGAAAUUGAGCUUCUGGCUUUGGAAUGAUAAAUAUUGUCCUGUGGAUAAUAGUGACAUGCAAAUUUGUAGAUUAUGGUCAGAAAAAACCAAGUUAAU
Messenger RNA from Camellia sinensis, 1364 nucleotides. The record is from RefSeq and is a predicted model, not a curated record. Lineage: Eukaryota; Viridiplantae; Streptophyta; Magnoliopsida; Ericales; Theaceae.